Molecule: messenger RNA, 4542 nt
Organism: Phlebotomus papatasi
Lineage: Eukaryota; Metazoa; Arthropoda; Insecta; Diptera; Psychodidae
Exons: 2
Coding region: 1137-4253 (1038 amino acids)
Biological process (GO): DNA integration
Molecular function (GO): zinc ion binding; nucleic acid binding
Source: RefSeq, a predicted model, not a curated record
UGACAGUGAUGUUUCCGGUCACUUCAGUUCUGGCAUCCGAGCGAUAGAGUAAAAGGUGCGUGCAAUAAAAAGUGAUCUCGAAUUAUAUGUGUUUUAUUGGAUCAUCUAUAUCCAAACACCACAAAUCUGGCGACGGAUGUGGCCAAGAAUCCGCGUGUGAUAAAAAUUUCGCGAGAAAAUAGAUCAAAAAAGUAAAAUUUUAUCGCUCAAAAACGAGAUGCCAUCUGAUACCGCGAGUGACACCCGGACAGGGGAUUCCAUUAGAGCCCCCGUCAUCGGCUCCAUCGAACAGUACAUUCCCGGAGAGGAUUUUGCUCAGUACAAGAGCAGAUUGGACCAAUUUUUCAUCGGGAAUGCGGUGGAUAAGCAACGCAGGGUGGCACUAACCAUAACCCUCAUGGGACCAGUGUGCUACAACGUGCUUGAGUCUUUGUCUGCUCCAGAGAAGCCAGAGCAGAAAUCCUACGACCAAAUCAUGGAGAUGUUGCAGCAGCACUACAAGCCCACCAGGAAUAUCCAUGCUGAGCGGUAUAAAUUCAAUACCAGGCAGCAAAUGGAGGGAGAAACACUUCAGGACUACAUAGUCGAAUUGAAGUCACUAUCACGGACAUGCAACUUCCGGACAUUCUUGGAAGAAGCCCUGACAGAUCGCCUCAUCAGUGGAAUCAGAAAUAACAGACUUAGGGCAAAACUUUUGGACCAAAAGGAAUUGAAGUGGGACACAGCACAACAAAUGUGUACCACAGAUGCCCUGACAUCUGAAGGAGUACAAAUGAUGGGAAAUGCAGCAGCAGUUUUCAAAGUGAGUUCUCAAAACCCUCAAGGAGCAUGGGAAUCACGUGAAGGACGCAAUCAGCAGAGGAAUAGGGGAGCACGGAGCAACGGCAAGGUAACCAACACCCAGCAAAGAUCGUCUACACCUCAUCCACAGAGCCACAAAAACAAUCAGCAAGGCUCUCAGCAAAAGGACAAAGCGUGUGGACAGUGUGGAUUGGUUCAUCCUUCUGGAUCCUGCAAGGCGUGGAAUUCAACGUGCCACAAGUGUGCGCAAAAAGGGCACUGGGCCCGGCUGUGCCGCACACGUUGAAGAUCAAGAGAUAGAGUUCGAGGUGGAUUCUGGGAGCGCUGCUACCGUGAUGAGUGAGAAUGAUUUUUUAUAUUUCUUUGGGAAUAGAAAAGUGAAGCCCGCCAGAAUGAAUUUGCUAACGGUUAACGGGGAACCCAUUCACACAAUUGGUGAGUGCGAAUUUCAAGUUCAAGGGAAAAAUUUGCGGAUGUUUGUGAUAGACUGCAAUCGUUCUGGGCGCCCUCUCUUGGGUAGGAGUUGGCUCAAUGCGAUUUGGCCUGGGUGGAGCUCUUGUCUAUUAAGUUAUUUAAAUGAUAAUAAAAGUCAGGGGUUGCACACCGAGCAAAUCUAUUCGAUACAGAAUUUUGCGAGUCAACAAGGACUAGAAGGGUGGCUUGGGGGGAUGAAGCAAAAAUUUCCGAAUGUGUUUGCACAAGAUGGAACACCAAUUAAACAUUUUAAAGCAUCGAUUCAUAUGGAACCAAAUGCUUCCCCGGUAUUCUGUCGCGCAAGAAAUAUUCCCUACAAAUUAGAAGAGAAAGUCAAUGAAGAAUUGACAAGGCUGGAGGGGGGUGGAAUAAUUGUCCCAGUACAGCAUGCAGAUUGGGCAAGCCCCUUAGUGAUAAUUCCAAAGGGCGACAGCAUUAGGAUGUGUGUCGACUUUAAGGUCACGAUAAACAGAUUUAUUCUUAAAGAGCAUUACCCGUUACCCAAUGUAGAAGAUCUGCUAGCCAAGGUAUCGGGAGGGAGGUGGUUUUCUAAAAUUGACCUCAAAAAUGCUUAUUUGCAAUUGUCUGUGGAUGAGAAUUCUCAGCAAUUUCUUACGAUUAAUACUCCUCGUGGAUUAUUUAAGUACACAAGAUUACCGUUUGGCGUGUCGACCGCCCCUGCGCAGUUCCAAAAUGUUAUGGAGCACAUCCUUAAGGAUGAAAAAGGCGUAUUAUGUUAUUUAGAUGACAUUAUAAUCAUGGGUGAAGAUUUUAAUCAAUGUUUGAGAAGAACGGAGUCAGUUCUGAAAGCAUUAAAUGAUUAUAAUGUGAAGAUCAAUACCGAAAAAUGCGAAUGGUUCAAGGAGAAGAUUGAUUUCUUAGGGCAGUUGAUUUCCCAAGAUGGAAUUCGCCCCAAUCCUGAGAAGUUGACAGCUUUGAAGGAUGCUCCACGACCAAAAGAUUUAAAAGAACUUCAAGCGUUCUUAGGUUUAGCCAAUUAUUACGCUAAAUAUGUGAAUUUGGCUGAAAUUUUGAAGCCACUAUAUACUCUUUUGAAAAAAGAAAAUGAUUUCUUGUGGGGUCAAGAACAAGAAGAAUCUUUUAGGAAGUGCAAAGAAGCACUGUUAGGGGAUAACAUUCUCAUGUGCUAUAACCCAAAUCUUCCGAUUUGUAUUUCUUGCGAUGCCUCAGCGUAUGGCAUUUCCGCAAUUCUUUCUCACAAAAUCGGAAACGAAGAAAGACCAAUAAUGUUUGCUUCACGAACGUUAACAAAUGCAGAGAAAAAUUAUUCUCAAUUGGAUAAAGAAGCAUUGGCUAUCGUGUAUGCAUUCAAAAAGUUCUACAAAUACGUAUUUGGGCACAAAGUUAUCGUUUACUCCGAUCAUAAACCACUUAAAGAUUUGUUCAACCCAAAAGGAUCAGGUCCUAGUGUAGCUUCAGGUAGAGUUGCGAGAUGGAACAUUUUUCUUUCCACCUUUGAAUAUGAAAUUCAGUUUAGAGAAGGGAAGAAAAAUGCCAACGCAGACGCACUAUCCCGAUUGCCAAUGAGCGAAGAGGGCAUAGAAGACGAUGCGAUUGAUGAAUUCGUCUCGAUCAACACGGUUAGAGAAAUGUCGGAACCGAUAAGCUCGAAGGAGAUUAGGCGAGUAUUGAAGAAGGAAAAAAUCUUGCGGGAAGUUCUGAGAGAAACCCAACAAGGUUGGAAAGUAAACCAGAAACUGUCUCCUGAGAUGAAGUAUUUCUUUAGACUGCGCCAAUCACUUUCGUCUGAAGACGGACUUUUGUUUUACGGUGCGCGCGUGGUGAUUCCAUCCAAGUUGCAAAGAAAAAUGUUAGAAUAUUUGCAUGAGGGUCAUCUGGGGAUUGUACAGAUGAAGGCUUUGGCCAGAUCUUAUGUCUGGUGGAAGCAUAUUGAUAAAGAUAUUGAGAAUUGGGUGAAAGAAUGUCCUCAAUGUUCGCAGAAAAAUCCGUCGAAAGUUAAAGUUAAUGUACCUUGGGUACCUACCAAAAGUCCAUUCGAAAGAGUACAUAUCGAUUUUUGCGAUGUUGCCGGUAAGAAGAUUAUUCUUCUUAUUGACACAUACAGUAAAUGGAUAGAGGGUAGAAUCAUGCGAAAAACACAGGCAUGUGGCGUAAUCGACUUUCUAGAUUCUGUACAGAAUAGAUUCGGUCGGUUCAAACAAUUGGUGUCAGAUAAUGGACCCCCUUUCACAAGUCAAGAGUUGUUGCGUUACGGUCGGAAAAGCGAUCUGAAAAUACUCAAGACUCCACCUUACCAUCCUAAGAGUAAUGGAAUCGUCGAAAGGGCGGUGCAGACUAUCAAAAACAAGCUUCACAAAGAGUUGAAUUCUUCUAAAGAGACUCUAAAUGAUCAAGUUUUACAAAGAGUUAUUUCCUCUUAUAACAGCUCACCUUCAUCACGAAGCGGUCGUUCACCUGGGGAAAUAGUAUUCAGUUUUAAACCUAGAACAAAGCUUGAUAAUAUAAAUGACUUUAGAAAAAAAUCAUUUCCAAAUAAGAAGAAGCUCUCUCAAGUAAUCAAAAAGAAAGUAAGAUUUGACCUUCCAAAACCAAUUAAAGUUGCAUAUAAACAGAAUCAAUCAAUUUUUUACAAAGCAGUAUCUAAUUCAUCAGCGAAUUGGAUCCCAGGCAGAAUCCAUAGUAGACUUUCAGGUUGUCGCUUUAUUGUAGAAGUAGGUGGUAGAUUUGUUCAAGCUCAUAUAACUCAAUUGAAACCAAAUUCUCAAGGCUUAACUCAUAGAUAUCCAGUUUAUUUUUACAAUAAUGAAGUUGAAUUAAAUGAAGAAUCAUUUGAAGAGCCAACGCGGGUUCAUCCUUCUGAUGAUCCCACGUAUAUCCCAUCUGGAUCUGAUAAUUCUUCCAUUGAGGAAGAGUACUUCGAUUUUUCUGAGGAAGAGAGAGAGAGAGAUAGGCCACAAAGAGAAAGAAAACCUCCAGAAAGAUGGGGAUAUAAAUAAAUUUAUUGAAGUAUUUUCAUGGAAUAAAAUGAAUUACAAUUCAGGUUAGGUUUAGAUGGUUAGGGAUGUUAGGAACCAUUGUAAACAAUCAGGGACUAGCUAGUAGGGCCCACACACUUCCAACCUUUAGAGAGUAAACCCAUUGAAUUAUAUAAGCUUAAUAAAAGGGGGAAGAGUGUGGUGAAUAGUAUUAGUGGGGAGUUUGUAACGUCAGAGUGACAGUGAUGUUUCCGGUCACUUCAGUUCUGGCAUCCGAGCGAUAGAGUAAAAGGUGCGUGCAAUAAAAAGU